CACUCCGCUAUGCAGGGGGGAUUCAUGCUCUACUACCGGAGGCCCAGAUGCCCCCGUAGGAGGGAAGACUGGAGUAAAGGCCCCCUUUGGGGAGGAGGGGGGGCGGGGCGGGGUCUGGGGCUAUAAAGUAACAGGAGGAGCCUAUUAGCUGGGGGAGAGGCUCUCGGGUCCGGCCAGCCCCUUCUCUCCGCUCCGAGCCCCCUUCCCUCUCCCGGCCGGGGCAUCCCCUCACCAAACCCACGGUGCCCCAUUAAACUCCCAACAGUGGGGCCCCAAGCCCCACCCCUCGCCCCACCCCUCGUAAGCCGUAGACCGUGGACUCGCCCCGAACACGCCGGCAGGCAGCCCAAGAGAUGGGGCAGGGGCGGGGCGUGGGCCGGUAUCGCCAGGAGGCGGGGCUUCCUCAGAGCUUCCUGUUUCCGGUUCCCCCAUCGGAAACCGGAAGUUGUCUUCGAUCCCGGCGCGUCUUUCGCGAGGAAGAGGAGGAGGAGGAGGAGGAGGAAAGGAGGAAAAGGAAAAAGAAGAGGAGGAAGAGCGGGCCGGCCCCUGGCCCCGACGUACUGGACCCAGCCUCAGCCCCGGCUCCUGCCCAAGCGCACCCCCUCCCGCCGCCGCCAUGGCGAUGCAAGCGGCCAAACGCGCGAACAUCCGCCUUCCCCCCGAGGUGAACCGCAUCCUCUACAUCCGGAACCUGCCCUACAAGAUCACGGCCGAGGAGAUGUACGACAUCUUCGGCAAAGGGAACACCCCCGAGACCCGCGGCACGGCCUACGUGGUGUACGAAGACAUCUUCGAUGCCAAGAACGCCUGCGACCACCUGUCGGGCUUCAACGUGUGCAACCGCUACCUCGUGGUGCUCUACUACAACGCCAACAGGGCCUUCCAGAAGAUGGACACCAAGAAGAAGGAGGAGCAGCUGAAGCUGCUGAAGGAGAAAUAUGGCAUCAACACAGACCCCCCCAAGUGAGGGGCCCCUCCCGCUGGGCCAGCCCCAGGGAAAGGACCUUGUGGCCUGCUGGCUCACUGUGCCUGUGCUGGGCCGGGCCUGAGGGCACGGGGCCCUCUGAUGGACAAGGGGUGGCAAAUAAAGGUGCCAGGGUGAAACCCUGCGA
Monodelphis domestica (gray short-tailed opossum) is the source of this 1112-nucleotide messenger RNA. It is a transcript of the gene SF3B6, whose product is annotated as splicing factor 3b subunit 6. Gene Ontology annotation, cellular component: nucleus; cytoplasm. Lineage: Eukaryota; Metazoa; Chordata; Mammalia; Didelphimorphia; Didelphidae. Gene Ontology annotation, molecular function: mRNA binding. The record is from RefSeq and is a predicted model, not a curated record.